AGAGUCACCAAAAAAAAAACUUCUCUCUCUCGAAAAAUCUCACUUCUUAUCUUCUCCGAUGUAUAUCUCCCUCUCACUUUCUCCAGAUCUUACUUCUCUUCUUAAAUGAUUCUCAUUUCUCCUCUUCUUUCAAAAAUCGUUUUGGGGUAUUGUGUUCUCUCUGUGUUUCAAUAAAUCUAGGGUUUCUAAUUCCCUUUCUUUCCUAGGGUCUAAAACACGAGAGACAAAAGAAAAGAGAGACGAGACGAAAUGGAGAUAGAGAGGAGAGAGAGGGCUCCGGACGUGUCUUGCUUCGUCUCCGAUAACCAGAGCUUGGGUUGGGUGGGGUCUUGCUUUGUCUCCGCCGUUUUUGCCUCAGCUUCAUAGAUCCGCCGUGUUCAAGUUCCGCCGCUGCUUGUACCUUUUUCAGCACUUGUCUCGAGAGAAGAGUUUGAGUCAAGCGAUAAGAGAAGGCAGAAGAUGGAGACAAGGGAAGAGACACCCUGCCACUCGAGUUGGCAAUCUAAGAGGAGAUGGAGACGGGGAGAAGAAGAAGAGCCGGAGAAAACAGAGGUGGGGUUUCAGAUUCAAAACGAGAGAAAACACAAGAGCAAGGAAGAAGAAGAUGAGAAUGACAGAGUGGCUGUAGGCGAGGAACUCAGAUCUAGAGGCGUGUGUCUGCGAGAAGUUAUGAAUAUACACAAGAUCUUGAUUCUUAUAAGGAAUCUUUGUUGAUUUCUCAAGACCUGUUCGUUCAAUUGCUUUAAAGAAUCAGCUUUAUGCUGCUGUUGGUUCUCUGUUACUAACUACCAUCUUCUUCUUCUCUAGUAAGUAGUGGUCAUCUCAUUCUUCUUUGCAUAUAUUAAUCUUCAAUAAUCUUCUUGCCUUCUUGUUUGCGGUUUAGUAGUGUUUGAUUUUUUUUUGCAGUUAAAGAAGUGAAACAUAACGUAGAAGAAGAAGAAGACAAACAUGGAGAUGAUGUUGAACUGAUUCUACUCUACAUUGUACAUUCUGACAUCUCAUCUCUUCUUCACCAGGAAGUAAGAAUGCAUGCGCUGCUGGUGGAAUGGCGAGUGAAGAAGUUGGCGAGGAAGUACCUUUUAUUCUAUGGUAUGUCUCUGUCUUUCAAUGAUUAAAUCAAGAGUUUAUGUUAAUUGAACAUGUUAAGGACUACUUUCAGAGCAGCAGCAAAGUCAGAAACUUCAAAGUGAUGGCUCUCCAAUCUGAUAACAUCACAAUCAAUAGAGUUGAGAGUCUUCUCAAAAGACACCAAACCUUUUACUGACCGGAUCACUGCUGAGUACAUCUGGACGAGCACCUGGAGAAGAUACUGAAGUGAUUCUCUAGUAAGACUUUUCUCAAGUGUUGGUACUAAAUGAAGCUGAGAAGCUCUCACGAGAAGCACACUUGCCGUCUCAUCUUAUGCUGUAACAGUUCUGACAGUCCCUCAGCAAGAUGAUCGGGCAGAUGCAUACACCAACGAAGUUUAUGUAUUGUGGCAUGAUCUCAGCAGUGGUAGGCGGUUUGAUACGUACAGCGCUUAUACAACGGUAGACGAGAAAGCUCUAACCGCAUAAAACCCUAAGCUGUCUUUUGUUCCAAACUGAGAGAAGUACAGCGAACAUGCCUCAUGGGAAGUUAGAGAAGAUGGCAUCGAUGGAUGUUCAUCUCCGUCAGUUGGUUCCUGGCAAAGUUAGUGAAGACGACAAACUUGUCGAGUACGAUGCUCUGCUUCUAGAUCGGUUCCUCGAUAUCCUCCAGGAGUUGCACGGCGAGGAUCUUCGUGAAACUGUUCAAGAGCUGUACGAGCACUCUGCAGAGUACGAAGGGAAGCAUGAGCCAAAGAAGCUAGAGGAGCUAGGCAAUGUUCUCACGAGCUUAGAUCCAGGAGACUCCAUUGUUAUCGCUAAAGCCUUCUCCCACAUGCUCAACUUGGCUAAUCUGGCUGAGGAAGUGCAGAUUGCCUACCGUCGUAGGAUCAAGAAGCUGAAGAAAGGUGACUUCGUUGAUGAGAGCUCUGCUACUACCGAGUCUGAUCUCGAGGAGACUUUCAAGAAGCUUGUUGGUGAUCUCAACAAGUCUCCUGAAGAGAUCUUUGAUGCUCUCAAGAAUCAGACUGUUGAUUUGGUUUUGACUGCGCAUCCUACUCAGUCCGUGAGAAGAUCUUUGCUUCAGAAACAUGGGAGGAUAAGAGACUGUCUGGCUCAGCUUUAUGCUAAGGAUAUCACUCCUGAUGACAAGCAAGAGCUUGAUGAGGCUCUACAGAGAGAGAUUCAAGCUGCAUUCAGAACAGAUGAAAUCAAAAGAACACCACCAACGCCUCAGGAUGAGAUGAGAGCUGGGAUGAGUUACUUCCAUGAAACUAUAUGGAAAGGUGUUCCUAAGUUUCUUCGCCGUGUAGACACUGCUCUCAAAAACAUCGGUAUCGAAGAGCGUGUCCCAUACAACGCUCCACUGAUUCAGUUCUCUUCUUGGAUGGGUGGUGACCGUGAUGGUAACCCAAGGGUUACACCUGAAGUCACUAGAGAUGUGUGUUUGCUGGCUAGAAUGAUGGCUGCUACUAUGUACUUUAACCAAAUCGAAGAUCUUAUGUUUGAGUUGUCUAUGUGGCGUUGCAAUGAUGAGCUGCGCGUGCGUGCUGAUGAACUUCAUGUAAACAGGAGGAAAGACGCUGCAAAACAUUACAUAGAGUUCUGGAAGUCAAUUCCACCAACCGAACCAUACCGUGUGGUUCUUGGUGACGUAAGGGACAAGCUUUACCACACACGUGAACGAGCUCGUCAACUGCUCAGCAAUGGAACCUCUGAUGUCCCCGAGGAAGCUACCUUCAACAACUUGGAAGAGUUCUUGGAACCGCUUGAGCUUUGUUACCGAUCACUAUGCUCAUGUGGUGACCGUCCAAUAGCUGACGGAAGCCUUCUUGAUUUCUUGAGACAAGUCUCAACCUUUGGACUCUCUCUUGUGCGCCUUGACAUAAGGCAAGAAUCAGACCGCCACACCGAUGUACUGGACGCUAUCACAACGCAUCUAGAGAUCGGAUCGUACAGAGAUUGGUCCGAAGAGCGCCGCCAGGAAUGGCUUUUGUCUGAGCUAAGUGGCAAACGUCCUCUCUUCGGUUCUGACCUUCCUAAAACCGAAGAGAUCGCUGACGUUCUCGACACUUUCCAUGUCAUAGCCGAGCUUCCUUCAGACAGCUUCGGCGCCUACAUCAUCUCCAUGGCGACGGCUCCUUCUGAUGUGUUAGCCGUUGAGCUUUUGCAGCGCGAGUGCCACGUGAAACGGCCUUUGAGAGUUGUCCCCCUCUUUGAGAAGCUAGCUGAUCUGGAAGCGGCUCCUGCGGCGGUUGCGAGGCUCUUCUCCGUUGAUUGGUACAAGAACCGGAUCAACGGUAAGCAAGAGGUCAUGAUCGGUUAUUCAGACUCAGGUAAAGACGCUGGUCGUCUCUCUGCUGCUUGGCAGCUGUACAAAGCUCAAGAGGAGCUUGUGAAGGUUGCUAAAGAGUACGGUGUGAAGCUGACGAUGUUUCACGGUCGUGGUGGGACUGUCGGAAGAGGAGGCGGACCGACUCAUCUUGCUAUAUUGUCUCAGCCGCCGGAUACUAUCAACGGCUCGCUCCGUGUCACGGUUCAAGGUGAAGUCAUUGAGCAGUCUUUUGGAGAGGAGCAUCUGUGCUUUAGAACGCUUCAGCGUUUUACUGCUGCAACGCUUGAGCAUGGGAUGCGUCCUCCGGUUUCGCCUAAACCGGAAUGGCGUGCGUUGCUAGAUGAAAUGGCGGUUGUUGCGACCGAAGAGUACCGGUCUGUUGUGUUCCAAGAGCCUCGCUUUGUCGAGUACUUCCGCCUUGCUACACCGGAGCUAGAGUAUGGUCGUAUGAACAUAGGAAGCAGGCCUUCGAAGAGGAAGCCAAGCGGCGGCAUCGAGUCUCUCCGCGCCAUUCCAUGGAUCUUUGCUUGGACUCAAACGAGAUUCCAUCUCCCUGUGUGGCUUGGAUUCGGAGCAGCGAUCAGGCACGUGGUUGAGAAAGACGUCAAGAACCUACACAUGCUUCAGGACAUGUACCAACACUGGCCUUUCUUUAGAGUCACCAUUGAUCUAAUCGAAAUGGUGUUCGCUAAAGGAGAUCCAGGUAUCGCUGCCUUGUACGAUAAGCUUCUUGUUUCAGAGGAGCUUUGGCCUUUUGGUGACAAACUCAGAGCUAACUUCGAAGAGACCAAGAAACUCGUCCUCCAGACUGCUGGGCACAAGGAUCUGCUUGAAGGCGAUCCUUACUUGAAGCAGAGACUGAGACUUCGUAACUCUUACAUCACCACACUCAAUGUCUGUCAAGCUUACACACUGAAGAGGAUCCGUGACCCGAGCUACAAUGUGACUCUACGGCCUCACAUCUCUAAGGAGAUCGCUGAAUCGAGCAAAGAACUCAUCGAGCUUAACCCGACGAGCGAGUACGCGCCUGGACUUGAAGAUACACUCAUCUUGACCAUGAAGGGUGUCGCUGCUGGUCUACAGAACACUGGUUGAGUAAAAAAAAACAGAGAUGAGUCUCUCUGUUUCUCCACACUCUGCUUUUUUUAUCUACGGAUUCAAAAAUAAUAAAUUAUGCGGUUGGGUUUAUUGGUUUGUUUAUGUGAAUCCACCGUCAAAGUGUUGAUCUUUGAGUACGAAUUACUCUUUCGAGAUUAUGAACACAUGCUCUGUUUUUUUUUUUCAUCGAAUGUAACAAAACAGAGCAAGGGAAUCUCAUUCUUGUUUGUUUGUCUUUUA
Molecule: messenger RNA, 4740 nt
Organism: Brassica napus (rape)
Lineage: Eukaryota; Viridiplantae; Streptophyta; Magnoliopsida; Brassicales; Brassicaceae
Product: phosphoenolpyruvate carboxylase 1
Exons: 19
Coding region: 1603-4497 (964 amino acids)
Biological process (GO): tricarboxylic acid cycle; carbon fixation; leaf development
Cellular component (GO): apoplast; cytosol; chloroplast
Molecular function (GO): phosphoenolpyruvate carboxylase activity
Source: RefSeq, a predicted model, not a curated record